CAUCAAAAAUUUGCAUUUCCCGUACAAUCAAACAAAACCUACAUAAUAAAUACCCUCCUUCUUGUUUCCCUCCCUCCCGACACCCUCACCCCUUCACUGCAAAUCCUCCCUCCGCAAAGAGUAAAAAAGAAAAUAACAAAUUUCAUUUCAUGGCUUCCUCCUCUGUUUCACCCUUCAGUGAGACCCAUAGCCAGGACCUGAGCCCUCUUCAGAAGCAUGUGGCUUUCUUCGACAGGAACAAAGACGGGCUUAUCUACCCUUGGGAAACCUUCCAAGGGUUCCGUGCUAUUGGAUCUGGAUUCCUUUUGUCCAUCAUUGCUUCUAUCUUCAUUAAUGUCGCCCUCAGUGGUAAAACUCGUCCUGGAAAAUUUUCUCCCCUCUUCCCAAUCGAGAUAAAGAACAUACAUAUGGCCAAACAUGGGAGUGAUAGUGGUGUCUAUGAUACAGAAGGAAGGUUGGUACCAGCGAAGUUUGAGGAGAUCUUUCAUAAACAUGCCCAUACUGAUCCAAAUGCAUUGACGUCAAAAGAGUUAUCUGAAAUGCUCAAGGGCAACCGGGUUCCUAAAGACUAUGUGGGAAGGCUCGGGGCUUGGACAGAAUGGAAGAUUUUACACUUCAUGUGCAGUGACAAAGAUGGUUUUCUACACAAAGACACCAUUAAAGGUGUUUAUGAUGGAAGCCUCUUUGAAAAGAUGGAGAGGGAGAGAGCAUCAGCCCACAAAGAAACAUAGUUAGACUAAAAUAAUGAGAAUUACAAGAAGCUCUCAUUUAUGCUUAUUUGUAACAUCUCAAUUUAUACAUGUAAAUGAGUUUGUAUGAAAUGAAAGGAGAAAUUAAAAAAGGAAACAUUCUUAUGUUGGAAUUAUUUUUACUUGGAAAGAUGGAAUGGAUAUGUAAAGUAGCUUACUGUA
This is a messenger RNA of Macadamia integrifolia, 911 nucleotides long. RefSeq names its product probable peroxygenase 4. The record is from RefSeq and is a predicted model, not a curated record. NCBI's taxonomy places the organism in Eukaryota, Viridiplantae, Streptophyta, Magnoliopsida, Proteales, Proteaceae. Gene Ontology annotation, molecular function: calcium ion binding; monooxygenase activity.